Molecule: messenger RNA, 884 nt
Organism: Colius striatus (speckled mousebird)
Lineage: Eukaryota; Metazoa; Chordata; Aves; Coliiformes; Coliidae
Product: dynein light chain 1, cytoplasmic
Exons: 3
Coding region: 138-407 (89 amino acids)
Biological process (GO): cilium assembly; microtubule-based process
Cellular component (GO): cytoplasmic dynein complex
Molecular function (GO): dynein light intermediate chain binding; dynein intermediate chain binding
Source: RefSeq, a predicted model, not a curated record
GGGCUGGGAGCGGUUGGAGCCGACGGCGGCGCGCGCGGGUCGGUUAAACCUGCGCACCGGCGGCGGCGGCGCGAGCUUCGUGUGUGUGUUCCCCCGCGCCACACAGGGCUGGGCCUGCGGAACCCCCGACCGCAAUCAUGAGUGAUCGAAAGGCAGUGAUCAAGAAUGCGGACAUGUCAGAAGAGAUGCAGCAAGAUGCUGUGGAGUGUGCAACUCAGGCCUUAGGGAAGUACAACAUUGAGAAGGACAUUUCUGCUCACAUAAAGAAGGAGUUUGACAAGAAAUACGGUCCCACUUGGCACUGCAUCGUGGGAAGGAACUUUGGCAGCUACGUGACUCAUGAGACCAAGCACUUCAUCUACUUCUACCUCGGCCAAGUUGCUAUUCUUCUUUUCAAGUCUGGUUAGAACCAUGGACUGUUAUUGACACUUCCACCCGGUUACGGGACAGUGUGCUGACUCCUGACUAGUUACCACGGCCUUCCUGAGGACACAGACCUUGAUCUUCAAGGUCAAUGGCAGGGAUUUAUGCUAUAGCAGAUGAUGUUACAUUGUGGAUAUAAAAAGGAAAACUACCAAAAAGUUUUCCUUGUAUUUAUUUUUUCCCCAAAGGCUGCUGCUUUGUUAGUAGAGCUCUUGCAGCAGUUUUGCCUUUAAGAGAUUUUUAGCCAUAUACAGUAUUUCUCAGUUACUGCGUGUGCUGUGCUAAGUACUCACACUGUUCAGUUCUUUGUUCCAAACCUGUUAUUCUUCCAGUGUCUGUUUUUGAUGUUGUUUUCCCCUCUUCUUUUGCUGGCUGUUCAGUUCCAAAGCCUGAGCUGUUCCUUUUUCUGCUGUUGCUCCUCGGAGAACUGCUUUGGACAAUAAAGGACAGGGCCUGUCCCA